UAUAGUUUUUACUUUUUAAUACGUAUUACGAGAAACCAGUCAUAUUAUAUAUAGUCUCGCAGAAAAAUCAUAUUGCACGUAGUGUGCGUGCUUUCUCUCGUGUUUCGUGGUAUUCUCAUUUUGAACGCUUCGCGCACGGCGUUCAUUACAUCUUCAUUUGCUUAUCCUCUGUAGAAAAAUUGAUAUCAAAGAUCGUAUGCUAAAAAGUAGUACUUUAAAUAUAUAUACAUAAAUACACGCGGCGUUGUCGUGCGUGUGCGUUACCAAAGAUAUCCUUGAUCUUUCUGAGGAAAUACGCAUAAGUUAAAAACAUUUCACUGUACAUACCAAACGCGAAGAGAGAACGAGAGAGACAGAGAGAAGAGAAAAAAACCAAGCGCGGCGUCCUUCGCGUCGUCUCUUUGUUGCGAAGUAUAUUCUCUCUUUCACUCGUUCAUUUGGCGUAAUUAGUCGAAUGCUCGUCACCGGCAAGGGACUCUGAAAAUUCACGCUUGAGGCAAAAAGAAAAGAUCAUAAACAACACGCUCACUUUCUGAAGUUUCUAACAAACGGUAUAAAAAUAUCUAAAGAACAAUCUCAUUUAGAAGAUUAAAAAAGUAUAUAUAACAGCUUAAGAUACACGCUAACCAUGGGUAAACCAUCAAAGAACUCUGGGGGCGAUGAGAGAAUAUAUGAUCGGAGAUAUAGAGCAUCAAGCAAUUCAAAAGCUUCAACUGAAAAACAGGGGGAAGCAGAAAGUCCAAACAGAUCAAAGCAAGCUAGUGCUGUCUUGAAGCUAAAUGCAGGUGUAAUAAAAAUUAAGAGCAAAUUACGAAGUCCAGUGAAGAGUGGGUUGGGCAACCCAACGAACCGUAUAAAUAGGUCCAGUAUAGUCAGUGAGGACAAAGGAAUCAAAAAAAGUGGUGUAGUUGUAAAAGAUAAAAGUCAGAUUUCUAAAAUGAAACAGCAGACCGAAAAUUUGGAGAAAAAAGACAAGAAAAUUGAUAGCACUGAACCUUCUGUACAGGUUAUUGAAAAUAUGAAACCAAUUAUUGAUGAAGUUAUUGAUAAUUCAUUGAAUAAAUAUGAAAAUGGUGUAAAUGGUCAAGAAACUUCCAACGGAAAUGGUGCAGAAAGUGUUGAUAUUAAUGAAAAAGAAGAGGACUUCAAUCUUCAAUUCGAAAUAGAAGAAAAUGGUAAACAUGAAGAAAAUAAAAUAAAAAAUGUUUCGGAUAAUGUUGAACAAGAGAACAGAGAAAAAACUAAAGAGACUGUUGAUGACGUUAAAGUUAUUAAAGACGAUUCACCAUCUGAUACAAAUAGUUGCUCUGUAGAUGUAGUAGAAUCUACUACUUCUGAUCCAUCUGAGUCCAUUGAGUCAAUUAAACUAAAUGAAGAUGAGGAUAAAAAUAUUGAAAGUCAAGAUCUGAAUGAAGAUGAAAAUACUGACUCAACUAAAAAAUUAAAAGAUAUUCAAAUUAAACUACAUGAUUGUUUGAAAGAUCAAAAGAAUGAAGAAGAGAAUGAUGCUGACCAGAGUGCAUCCGAAUAUCGCCACAAAGAAGAUACAUUUGGAAAGACUUUGAGGACUCUGUCUGGAAGAAAAUCAAUAGGAAGACAUAUAACAAUUCAGGAUAGGCAGCCAUCGCCAAAUAGUAGUUUAUUUGUUAACACGUCAAGUAUUUCCGUUUCAGAAGAUGGAAAUGCUAUGUACAAGCCCUUGUAUCAACGUACUGCUCUGUCGGAGUUGCCUUCUAGCAAUAAUGGUACACCAUUGGACAAAAAGCGAAAACUCAUAGAAGAAGCCAUAUCUUCACCAAAAAAAUCAAGGAUUGAAGGAAGUAAUCUAUUAAACUCCUCUUUUGAAUUCUUAAAAUAUCCAUUCUCACGGAAAGCUGUUGAAGUUUCAACACCUUACAAUUUUGGAGAAGUGGAAAAGACAAAUAUAAGCUCAAGUAAAGAAGUCAAAGCUGAUGAUGAAUCAGGAGCCGGUCGACGGUGGUGUCUCAUUAUGUAAAAAAAAAGAUUAGUUUGAUGAAAGUAUAAGCUCUCGAUUCUCGAAGAUAUAUCAUCUAUUCUGUAAAAUCUCCGGUAUAAACAGAACAAUCAUCAUUGAGAUUCAACAUACAAUUAGCAGUUGGACCAGUAUAAACCUAACCCAAUUGCCAAUUGCUAAAUAGGUAGUAAUAUAUUUAAAGCAAGACUCGAGGUAUAAUACCAUGCUUAAUUGACUUAAAAACGUAUAGUUUUCAAUUAAUUUUCAGAAAUGUUUAAUAUCUUUGUCAAAAGUUAAUCUAUGUAACUUUCAGUUUUGGUUUUUGAUUAUCAAUUUAAUUUUCGAAAACAAGCGUAAACUAUUUUUGUAUAUCCAACAGUGUACUACUAUUAUUGUUGAAAAUAUCUGUGUAAUUGUAAUACAUACACACAUGAAUUAUAAUUGUUUAUAGGAUUUUAUUUCAUGAUUAUAGGAAACACUUCGUUUACGUUUGUUUUACCGUAUAUCUUAAUAAAAAAUUUUAUUUUAAGAUUUCAUGAUUGUACAAGCAAAGAUCCGUACCUAAUUCAUAUAGGUAUACUUAUGACAAAAGUUCCGCCUUAAAAUUUAUUGUAUAUUAAUGAUAAAAUAUUAUGACUUUUGCAAUAUUGUGUUAAUUUUGUAUUGUAUACAUUUAGAACUUGUAGAAAUAUCAAAAUGUGUUUUUAUGAGCUUUAUAAAUCAAUAACAUUAAUAACUCGUAUAAACGUAAUGUUCCGUAUAAAGUCUUGUGAACUGCACUAUGUAACCAUAACAUUAAUAAUGAAUCAUCAGACAUUUUUUUCAUCAAUAAACAAGAGUAGUUUAUGAUGUAAUUGGCAUCAUAUAUAGAAUUAUUUUAUUAUUUUGUUGGUUUUAUCGUCAGUGUUAUCCUGUUUGACUUAAUUAAUAGAAACUUUACAUUGUAAAAAGAGAAAUGAAUAAUGUUUUUCACUUGUACAAUCAUUGAGUAAUAGCGUCAUGUAACUUUGCAUUUCGAAAUUUUGCACGAAGCAAAACAUUACUUCACAACAAUUGUAUGGCGAAAUAUAUUUUAAUGUAAUUUUUUAGCAUUACUACCAAUUUUGCAGUCACUUAAGCUUAGGUUUAAGUUAUUGAGGCACUGCAGAAUGUGAAAAACCUCAAGUGAAAUAUAAAAAAGACUGUAUCGUUUAUAUGUCUAUGUAAAAUUGCUGUUGAUUCACUUAUAAAUAAAUUCGACUUAUUCAUUGUCAUUUGACUUUUUAAAAAAUAAAUAAUCUUUGAAAAAUACAAAAUAAUGAAUUUUAUACUCGACGUCAUUACGUAUUUUUAAAUGCGCAGAUGACUGUAAAAUGUAUCUACAUAAUGAGAAAGCAAACAUUUUAUUUAAAUAAUACCUAACAAUUGAGAGUAUAAGGAUUAUGCGUAUAGUUAGAUUGUAUUUUAUCAAAUUGUAAAAUCAUUAAAUUAUGAAUGAAAUAGAACAAACAGCGAACGAGAUUAAAUAAAGAAACAAAAAUGAUUUGUUUUUAUAACCUUGUACAUCGUCAUCCGUUGGUUUGGCAGGUGAAAUUUCAAUAAUGUAUAACUCGUACUAGAAAACAAAGGGAAUAGUUUGAUAUAUUUUCUUGUGAACGUAACAACACUGAUAAAUAACGAAAAAAAAGGUGUAGAGAAACAAAUAUGCGCAUUUACCAAAGUUUGCCACGAACAAUAUGAAAUAUGAAAUAUUUUUUUCAUAAAAAUGAUGAAUCAACUCUUCAAUAGUCUCGAAUUUAUAAUAGCCGAGAAUUGAAUCGACAUAAUUUUUAUACACGUUAAUCAAACUAUAUUACAAAGUAUUAGGCAGAGAAUUAUUAAGGUAUGUACAUAGAAAGUAUGAAGUUUAUAAUAAAUUCUGA
Phymastichus coffea is the source of this 3876-nucleotide messenger RNA. RefSeq lists its product as uncharacterized. The record is from RefSeq and is a predicted model, not a curated record. The transcript has 6 exons. Lineage: Eukaryota; Metazoa; Arthropoda; Insecta; Hymenoptera; Eulophidae. Bases 629 to 1996 code for a protein of 455 amino acids.